GCUCACCACCAAAUUCGAUGAGAUGGAGGGUAAAAUCAUGAAGCGUAUGGACUCGAAGUGCGAGGAGAUGGAGAAGAGGUUCGAUGCGAAGAUCGAGGAGGUCAAGCGUAUGGCAAUGGGAGGUGGGUCAUCCAACGGCUCCACCUUCGCCCCCGCCGCACGCGAUGAUGGUAACCCCUACUCGAAUGGAUUGGAGAACAGGCCCAGCACGCUGGAGCUGAAGAACUGGGUGGCCGACUGGGAGGACCCCGACACCACGAGCCUGACCCAGGUGGACGCGAAGGCGUUCUUGCAGCGCAUCUUCUCGGCGAUACCCGCCGAGGUCCAGAGUCUCAUCAACACCCAGGGUACCUGCGACAAGGUGGACCAGAGGCUGCUGCACACCAAGCUGCUGGUGGUGAUGGCUGCUGGCGGGUCUCGUAGCGAUAUGUGGAAGACGCAGAAGGAGAUCUCCAAGGUGCUCCCCUCCUUCACCAUCAACGGGCGCGAGGCGAAGUGCACCGUCACUCCGUCUCCUGAGGCGAAACCCCUCACGAUCCAGGCGGGCAAGUUCUACGGGUUCCUGGAAAGCCAGAACAAGCAGAAGGAGCUGUUCAACCUCCAGUACGGCGUCAGGACGGGCUCUCUCGUCGUGAGGUACGUCGCGCAGGCCGAGAGGCCGGUGAGGAUCGCGCAGUACACGAUUACGGUCCAGUUCGGGGACGUGGGCAUUGUGAGCUGCUACCUGCCAGAUUCUUGGAACAAAACGUUUGAACAGUUUCAGGAUGCGGUUGGCGAGAUCGACAACUUACGUUCAUGGAGUUUCAGCAUUGGUUGCAAGCACGUCGUCAUCGGGGGCGACUUCAAUACACAGCUGCCUCCUGACCUUCCUCAUGUCACGGGCCCCUUCAGUCCAGCAGUGUUCGCGUCGACCUCGGAAGGCGUGGAGAGGCAGGAGUUCCUUAUAUCUAAACUGAUGGAGUGGGGGCUGAAGGCUGCCAACACUUUCUCGCAUAGUUCGUUGGAAGCAGAUUCUAGCAGAGGUCUGAUUGCCAGUCAAAGCCCUUCUGUCUUGACCUCUACUUCAAAUGUCCCCGCGUCGGACACUGUGGUCUCAAGACGCUGCCGUACCUUCCAUCACCUUGGGAUGCAUUACGACGCCAUGAUUGACUUCAUUGCUGUGCCCACCUCGUGGGGCACUCGGUCGUCAUGUGCUAACGGGGAGGUGAUCGUGGUCGGCGGCGCGCAGCGGGACCACUUCCCGGUGUGGGUUCAGGUACUGGGAGGACAUUGCACCCUCCGUCGGCUGGGGCGUCGUCUCGCUCUGACGGGCUGGUCUCCUGAGAAUGCUGCUUCUCUGCAGAUGUACCGGGAGGGGGUCCUGAAGGACAUGGAGGAGCACGGAUAUGAGAUGAACAACACUAGGAUCGAGGAGUUCGGGAGGAGCCUGGUGACGAGGGCGAAGGAGGUAGAGCACAAUACGAGGGGGGGGAUCAUGAGGGACGUCUGCAACAAGCCAGAGAGCCUUUUGAAGAUCUCCAGAGCCAUUCUCUCGCUCCCGAAACAGGUUCAGGAGGACGUUUCUAAGUGGGGGAAGGUGGUGGAGGACUACUGUAGGCACAAGUACACGGACCCCGACGAGACCCCUGAGGUGGUCUUCAAGGUUUACGAGCUGUUUGCUUCUCGCCUGUGUUCUGGGGGAGGCCCCGUGGAAGCCUGGAAAUCUAUCGUCAUGACCUUUCUGGCGAAAGAGCCCGUAGCCCGCGACAUCGCUAAGCACUUCCGUGGCAUCUCACUCUUGUCAGCUACUUUGAAGUGGUACGUGACUUCUCUGACGCUGCUGAUGCAGGCGCAGGGCAGACCUCCGUUGUUACGACAGCUGUGCAUCAUGGGCUUCGAGCCGCACAUGUCGUGCAACCAGGUGAUAGGCCCCAUCUCGAUCCUACUCACCAAGUGCCACGAGUGGCAUCGUCAGUGCCCGUUCGCGCUUUUUAUGGGCGACGUCUAUCAGGCUUUUGACAACUUACGUGGGAGGGAGGUGGCACAUUGUCUAAACUUACGCAAUACUCCGGGGGACUUGGGGGCAGCUCUCCUGAGAGAGAACGUCGACUGUCGCCUGGAGGCGGUGUUCGAGGGGGUGCCGAUUCCGAACGGGGUCCCGUUUAGUAAAUGUGAAAGGCAAGGGUCCACGGACGCUCCGAUGAAGUGGAAUCUGGUUCUGGGGGAGGUGCUUCGGGAGUCGCAAGCUUACUUCAGGGAAAGCGACCUGGGGGUCACCAUCAACGGGCACAGCUACACGCACAUACUUUGGUGUGAUAACAUAUAUCUCAUGGGUAGGUCUAUCUCACAGAUCACACACAUGACCCAGAUCCUGACAGGCAUCCUAGCUAGGUAUCGGCUCUGCUGGAAGCCAAGUUCGCUGGAGUUUAUCUCGCCGGUGGAGCCGGAGACCCAAGGGUACUCCGUUAUGGCGCCCGAUCCUCGUGUGCCAUCAGGGGUUUUAAGCGCACUGACGGUUUCAAGAUGCUCUUCUAGUCUGCAGUUGGGGAGUAUCAUCACAGAGACGGGGAACGCGUGGCCCGACGUCAAGCGGAGGGUGGAAAGGGCCAGGGCCGCUUUUUGGGGAGAGAAGGUGUUGCGAUCUAAGCUGUUGCCUAUUCAAGAGCGCAUGAGAAGAUACUCAGAAUUUAUCGCACCCAUCUUAUGCUACGGGUGUGAAGCGUGGGCCAUGACACAGGGCAUGCUCGUAUAUCUGGCCAAGGCGGAGGGUGGGAUGCUGGGCAAGGUGGGGAGGACGAGGAAGAGGAGACCUGGAGAGAGCAUCGCACAGUACAUGCAGAACACCACGCGCGCCAUUCGUGAGAUGUAUGUCAAGCAGGGCCAUCUGCUCGUGCAUGAGCGCGUACUGCAGCAACGGCACAGAUUUGCGGGGCGGAUCUUCGGGGGUGGAACGGACUCGACUUCGGCUUUCUUCCCGUCGGGCUACGAGCAGCUCGGCUGCGAUGUAGGGGGGCUUGGCAGGGCGCCUCUCGAGACGGGGGCCCACCAGUUCCUGCAAGACGCGUUUGAGUUCAUGUGUGAAGACAAAUGGCAGGACCUCAAAGAGCAACAGAUACAGAAUCGCAAGAAAC
Messenger RNA from Prorocentrum cordatum, 3110 nucleotides. NCBI's taxonomy places the organism in Eukaryota, Dinophyceae, Prorocentrales, Prorocentraceae. The record is from the annotation of a GenBank genome assembly.